AUGGUGAGUGAGAACAAGGAGGAGCAUCCUCAGCAGGGAGGUCCUGGUCAAAUGGAAGCACAGAGAACACUAUCGGGAAGAUCUGAAGGGGAUGUGUCCUGGAGUCCUGAGCAGGGAGAAGCCUGCGGAAAUCAGCACAGGCCAGAGGCGCAGCAGGGAACCUCCUCAGGGGAGAGACAACAGGGUGAAUCCACUGACCAGGGGGUUGGUUUGAAGGACCUUCCUGAAAACAUGAUCCAGCCAGGAAUCUGCACUAAAGGGAAACUGUAUGAAUGUGCUGAGUGCGGAAAAAUCUUCAGUAAUGACUCAUCCCUGAUUGUUCAUCGGAGAGUCCACACAGGAGAGAGACCCUAUAACUGCUCGGAGUGUGGGAAAUCCUUCACUCGGAGCUCCACCCUUGUUGUGCAUCAGAGAGUGCACACAGAAGAGAAACCCUAUAAAUGCCCCGACUGCGGGAAAAGCUUCAAGCGGAGCUCAACCCUUAUUUCACACCAGAAAAUCCACACAGGAGAGAGACCUUAUAACUGCCUGGAAUGUGGGAAAAGUUUCAAUCAAGGCUCAAACCUAAUUAAGCAUCAGAGAAUCCACACGGGGGAGAGACCCUAUAACUGCCUUGAGUGCAGGAAAAGUUUCACUCGGCACUCGCACCUCAUUAAACAUCAGAGAAUGCACACUGGAAAGAUGCCCUAUAAUUGCCCUGACUGUGGGAAAGGCUUCAGUGACAGCUCAGCUGUUAUUAGACAGAGGAUCCAUACUGGAGAGAGACCCUAUAAAUGCCUCAAGUGUGGGAAAAGCUUCAAGCAGAGCUCAAACCUUAUGAAUCAUCAGAUAAUCCACACAGGAGAAAAACCCUAUUACUGCCCUGAAUGUGGGAAGGGGUUCAGUCGGAAGGCUCACGUCAUUUCACACCGGAAAAUACAUAGGGUAGAGAUCCUUUAA
Molecule: messenger RNA, 939 nt
Organism: Emys orbicularis (European pond turtle)
Lineage: Eukaryota; Metazoa; Chordata; Testudines; Emydidae
Product: zinc finger protein 239-like
Exons: 1
Coding region: 1-939 (312 amino acids)
Biological process (GO): regulation of transcription by RNA polymerase II
Molecular function (GO): RNA polymerase II cis-regulatory region sequence-specific DNA binding; DNA-binding transcription factor activity
Source: RefSeq, a predicted model, not a curated record